GUAAACUAAUCUAAACGGGUUUGUUCUUAUGUUCAACGAUGUUGUUGGGGUCGUUAAAGCCAUGCUCCUCGAGUCUUUACCUAAUUGUCUUUUGAUUUCGACUCUAAUGCACUUUAGCUGAAAAGGCGCAAUAAGCGGGUAAAGUUUAGAUAAGCCAAGGACAGAGCAAAGUGUUGUAAAGGAGACAUGAGAGCGAUUCAAGUUAUGUGUAGGAAAAUACCUGAUGUGAUGCCUCGUGAGGAGAUGAAGUGGCCUUUGAUCCGAGGCAGAGGGGUGGGCUCCAGACCGCUGGAGGCGUUGAUCUCCGACCCCGCCACGCCCGUGGUGGGUGUCCUGGGUACGGGCGACUUCUCCCGCUCGUUGAGCGGGCGACUAGUGGCGUCCGGGUAUCAGGUGGUGGUUGGCAGCCGCAGCCCUAAACGCUCCCGGGCGCUGUUCCCUGAGGAGGCAGAGGUGACGUCCCAGAAGGAGGCAGCCAGCCAGGCGGGUGUUGUGUUCGUAGCGCUGUUCCCCGAGCACUACUCUACGCUGGCAGGCCUCAGGCAGGUCCUGGCGGGCAAAGUGCUGGUGGAUGUCAGCAAUGCCGUCCAGUUCAACCUCUGCAGGACAUCCCAUGCCGAGCAGCUGGCAGACAUGUUCCCGGAGAGCCACGUGGUGAAAGGGUUCAACACCGUGUCAGCUUGGGCGCUCCAGACCGGCCCGCGGGACGGGAACCGACAGGUCAUGCUGUGCGGUGACAGCGCGGAGGCCAAGGCAGUGGUGGGCGGGCUGUGCUGCGCACUGGGCUUUGCCCCGGUGGACACAGGCCUCCUGGCGGCCCAGGCCCUGGAUUUGGAGAACCUCCCACUGAGGCUCUUCCCAUCGUGGCGCGUCCCGGUCCUCUCCACGCUCGGCCUCUUCGUGGUCUUCUACCUGUACAACUUCCUGCGCGACGUGCUGCACCCCUUCGUGGCGUUGGGCCGCGCCCCCGCCUUCUACAAGCUGCCCGUGGAGACGGUGAAUGCCACGCUGCCGGCGGUGGCCCUGGUCACGCUGGCCUCAGUGUACGCCCCUGGCUCGCUCGCCGCGGGCCUGCAGCUGUCCCGGGGCACCAAGUACGCCCGCUUCCCCAGCUGGCUGGACCGCUGGAUGGGUCGCAGAAAGCAGUUGGGGCUGUGCAGCUUCGCCUGCGCUGCCAUACACGCCGUCUACAGCCUGUGUCUGCCUAUGAGGCGCUCGGCGCGAUACAAGAUGCUCAACGACGCCUUUAAGCAGGUGAAGGAGGGGGUGGCGGACUCCUGGCAGGAGGAUGAGGUGUGGAGGAUGGAGCUGUACCUCUCCACGGGCAUCAUGGCUCUCUGUCUGCUCUCCCUGCUGGCCAUCGCCUCCCUGCCCUCGGUGGCCGACGCCCUGAACUGGCGUGAAUUCACCUUUGUGCAGUCUGGGCUCGGCCUGGCGGCUCUGACAAUGGCCACCCUCCACACGCUGCUCUUCGGCUGGGACCGGGCCUUCGACCCGGGGCAGUACCGCCUCUGCCUGCCGCCCACUUUCAUGGUGGCGCUGGCCCUGCCCCUGGCCGUGCUGUGCAGCCGGCUGGCCCUCAGCCUGCCCUGCCUGGCGGCGCCGCUCGCACGCAUCCGCCGCGGCUGGGAGAGGAGCCGGCACCUCCGCUUCUCCCUGCCCGUAGAGGAGGGCGGGGCCGUGGGGAAUGGACGCUCACUGGAGGACAUCAGCAACGUAUAGCUAUGUAUGUUGACCAUGGGUGUGUGUUUUUGUGUGUCUUGGUGUUUGAUGUGUGUGUACGUGCGCUUGUGUUUACUGUUGUGCAAAAACCCACACUGAUACAGGGAGACUAACCUGGUGUAGUUUUAGUAAAAAAAACAAUAUAUUAUUAAAUUCUUAAAAAGUUUAUUACAAACUAGUUAUUAAUGAAUUGGCGAUAAAACCAAAUACCUGUACUAUGCAAUCAAAUAAGUAUGUAUUUAUUUAGUUUGUGAUAAUUUAGAAAAAAUAAAACAUUUCUGAUUAAUUUG
Messenger RNA from Gadus macrocephalus (Pacific cod), 2012 nucleotides. RefSeq names its product metalloreductase STEAP3-like. The record is from RefSeq and is a predicted model, not a curated record. Gene Ontology annotation, biological process: copper ion import. The coding region runs from base 187 to 1722 and encodes 511 amino acids. Gene Ontology annotation, cellular component: plasma membrane; endosome. Gene Ontology annotation, molecular function: ferric-chelate reductase (NADPH) activity; cupric reductase (NADH) activity. Lineage: Eukaryota; Metazoa; Chordata; Actinopteri; Gadiformes; Gadidae. The transcript has 6 exons.